UGAUGGCUAGUGAUCAAGAGGGAGGAAGAGUGUAGAGUGGUGUGAAAUAUAAGAAUAAGAAGGUGGUAGUGAACCAACGACCUGCUGUUUAUUUACGUGUGGCAGCCAAGUCUUACUCUCCUGGUUAAUUAUUACAAUAUUUCUCACUCUGCACAACACCGCUGUAUGAUGGCCUCACGUCCAAAUACCCGAGGCUUAACAACUCGAAACCAAGUGAACAAGAAAGUACAAGUUGUGAAGAUUCACAAUGAGAACUCCAAUCGUCCACCAUUACCUGGAAAACCCAGCUCAAGCUUUCUCCGUGAUACUACAAAUAAAGUGCUAAGGCUGAAACGUAAGGCUGAAGGUGCUCCUGAGGAAGAGAAGGUCACCAAAAAGAGGUCUGCUUUUGGUGAUCUUACAAAUGCAAUUGAGAAAAAGAUUAAUGAUGGUAAGAAGAUCUCAACACAGAAGGGAAGGCUGGUGCGCUCAGGAUCCACAGUAUCUCUGCACAAGGUGGCCAAACAACCCAUUAAAAAUGCUGUUCAACCAUUAUCUAUUAAAAUAGCUGCACCUGAACUUCCUGUCAUCAAAGCUGAUCAGACAAAGGUGGCAUCAUUCUGUGACACGCUUCCCAGCUCGCUAGAGAGAGAUUUUCUCCAGGAGAUCCCCAAGACUGAUCUUGACGAUUCUGCUGCCUAUGUGACAGCCUCUGAAGGAAGCCCACUGAUAACAAGAUCUUCAUUAUUAAAUAAAGUGGAAGAGAAGCCUCGGUUGCCAGAUGGGGUGGAAGAUUAUGAUGAGGAGAUGGUGGGCGACCCUUUUGCCAUCUCCAUUUAUGCUUCUGAUAUUUUCAUUUACUACAAAGAAAGAGAAAAAAACUUUCAGAUUGACAAGUAUAUUGAACGACAACCAGAUGUAUCUCGGAGCAUGAGAGCAAUCUUGAUUGACUGGAUGGUUGAGGUUCAGGAAUCAUUUGAACUGAAUCAUGAAACCCUUUACCUUGCUGUAAAAUUAGUGGAUCUAUACCUGUCCAGAGUUGUAAUAAAGCGUGAUGUCCUGCAAUUAAUUGGAUCAACAGCCAUGUUCAUUGCUUGUAAAUUUGAUGAAAGGACCCCACCCUAUGUUGAUGACUUCCUGUACAUCUGUGAUGAUGCGUAUAAGAGGAAGGAGCUAAUAUCUAUGGAGAUAAAGAUUCUUAAAGUGGUCGGCUUUGACUUGGGAAUUCCGCUUUCCUAUAGAUUUUUACGAAGAUAUGCCAGGUGUGCCAAGGUGAACAUGGAGGACCUUACGUUUACUCGCUACAUCUUAGAGAUGAGUUUAAUGGAUUAUGAACUGGUAGAUUUGGCAGAUUCUGCUCUUGCAGCUGCUGCUCUUCUGCUAACCAGAAUCAUUAAAGGAGAGCCCACUUGGACCCCCACAUUACAAUAUUACUCAGGAUAUCAAAUGCAGGAUCUGUACCAUACGGUUCAUUUACUCCAUAGCAUGAUUUGCCAGCCACCCAAAGAACACUUGAAGACUAUCAGGAAUAAAUACUCACACAAAGUCUUCUUUGAAGUGGCAAAAAUCCCCAUUCCAGAGAAGCUAGAAUUCUAAGGUAAGAUAUAUGGAACCUGCUGGAGAUUGUGUACAAAUAUUUCUUUUUAAGUGUUGACAAAAACUGGCUUAAAGCCAUAUUAUCACAUUACUGACUUGAGUGGUACUAGACCACAGGAGACAGUUUUGUGAUCAUAAGUACAGAUUAUGUAUUUUGUGAUUGUUCUCAUGGUGACAUGAUGUUCUCACUCUUAACUUAAGCUGUUAUGAUUAAGCAACAGAUGCAUAUCACAUCUUUUAGUUUUUUCUGUACCAAUUCAUGGUAUCCAUUCUUUUUAUUCAGUGUUGGCGACUGAGUGAAUGUUGUAGAUAUACUGUAAAUAUAUGUAGUUAAGGUAUUAUAUAAGGUCUUAAAACUCAUUGCUCAUUUUUACAAAAAUACUUUUACUGUACUCAUGACCCAUUUAUGAUAUCCGUCUAGCGUAAGACUUGUCCUGAAGAUAAUACUUUUUGUAAUGUGUUGAUCACUGGAUUAAAAAUGUAUUAAAAGACAAACAUUCACAGUUACACAGUAUUUGAUUUACCUGUUUGUACCUGUUAAUUGUUCUGGGGAUAAUCAUCCCCAGUGACUUGCAAACUUUGUAGUAAUGGCAUGGUUUAAACUUGAGAAUUGGGUAAAUAAUCCUUAAAACAGAUAGAUAAGCUGCAAUAGAGAUAACAUUAAUCUAGAUGGGUAUAAUGAUGGUAAUGCUUUUGGUAAUAAAAAUGCUUAGCAAAAAUGUGUACAUGUAAGAAGCAUUAAAGAUAACCAUGGAGAUUGCUAAAAAAAUAAUGCAUCAUAAUUUGUAAACAUCAGUUCCCUUACUUAUAAUGUUGUAUUGAGGUCUUCUAGUGCCCAACUUCUCGCUUAAAAAGUCAAUAAAAAUUAUAUAAAAUUCUUUAUUUUGAUAAAUUUGCUGAAAUAUACUAGCUAACAAAAAUGACAUAGUACUAGACUUCAGAUUCAAAUGUAAAUUAGUUAAACAAAUUUGUAUACGAUUACAAAGACGGUACUUUUUGGUGAGCAAAGUACUUGUUGAACCUGUGACUGACUUAGGGAUAAAUCUGAUUUACAAUGUUGCCAUAAAUGAAAAUAGCAUAGGCAGGCCCCGCUUAUACAGCAGUUUAGGUUCUGGGCUACUGCUGUAAAGUGAAUUUUUUUUUUUUUACUUUCAUAUGCAUAUAAAAAACCUGAUUUCGUGUUGACACUAUCACUUAUUAAAUGAGCAAGAGCUAGGCCUAAAAAUGGCAUAUACGCACAUUAUACACAUUAUGUACUUACCUCAAAAUAUUUCUGUCCUAAGAUUAUAGUGAGUGGUGAAUAUAUUUAUUGUAGGUCGUCUGAAUAAAUGAAGAAUGGGUAUAACUGAAAAAUGCUGUACGUAUUAGUGAAACACUGUAAAGUGGGGCCUGCUUGUAUUUGCCUGAACUGAAAUUAUCCCUUAACCCAUAAAUGGUCCAAACGUAUAUAAAUGUUUAUUCAACAUUUGAAAGUAUGUAAUUUUUUUUUUUUUUUUUUUUUUGUACAUUUGAAAACGUGUAAAAAAAACUGAUCUACUUUUGGAGCGCUAUGCAUGCGAACAUAGACCUGCAUGGACCGUUUACGGGUUAAGUUAAUAUAAAAUUAAAUUUCGAUUCUUUUUCUGAACUCUUCAUACACCAGCUGACCAUUUUCACAUUUUUAUAAUAGGGAAGGAGGUUACUAAAUCUAUUAAGUCAUACAGCAUGUAGAGAAUAAUGGGUAAUUAGGAUUGAUCAAAGGAGGACGACAGAUCAAACUCCUUGGAUCAAGAGCGCCUCACUGGUAUCUAGGAAUCUCCCUUGAGGGGUGAUCUAUCUUGUGUACUGUAGGUACAUGGAUGUUACUGUUAUGGGUUGUAGCUUUGCUACAACCUAGACAAAGCUUCCUGUUAAAAAUUGGCAGUUAUGUUUUCAUGGCUGCUGUUGUACUACCACUUUUAUAUUUUGACACGUUUAAACAUUAUAGGUAAAUCUGUGGUCGACAUUUUUUAACACUGAAAUUCCUUGACAUACACGGUGGGAGGAGUAUGGAAAAACUAAAACCAAAUUAGAGCAACAUUCUAAAUCAGAUACUUAAUAUUUUCCUGAGAAUAUAAUAAUAAUUAUUAUCUAAAGAUAUUUUUGUGCAGAAUCCUCUCAAAAGGAGGUUCCUUAAAGCUAUUAAGGGGCUUGGUGCAAGAAACUGGACCUAUCUUCCACUUCCUUGAAUCAAGCCUGACUAUGCACCAGAUGAGCUGGCCCAGGGCUGGGCUGGAAGUAGGAAAACUCUUGAAAGCCUUCAAUGGUAUACUUUCUAUUCCCUAUGUGUAGUGUUCCCGCCCCCCUCCCCGUCCUACCUUUUUUAUUUUUUUUGAGUGAUAUCACUAUGUAACCAGUGUGUGAGGUAUAAAAGUGCGAUAAGUGUGAGGCAAGUUUUUUUUUUUUUAAUGUUGCAGUCAGGCAGCAGUGAAGAUGUCUAGUUUAAGGUCAGUGUACUGUGAAUAUUAUGUAUAGAAUAAAAGUGGAGGGGUGAGCUGAUUUAGCCAUUUAGAAAGGAUGGGACAAGAUUACUAAGUAACAUAUACUGUUGGUGUGGCCGGAAGGUCAUAUAUGGGACAUCCCAGGAAGGAUGUAAGGGGUAGAGAGAUUUAACAUAUUAGAAUGGAGAAGAGAAGUAUUUCUUCAUACUUGUUAUACUGGAGUGUAAACAAUAUAGCCUUUAUGAAUGAAUUUCAGAGACUGGUAAGCCAGACUAGUUUUGGAGGUGGGAACUAUUGUUGCACAUAAAAUUGUAAUUACUUUCUAUCAUUUUAAACUUUAAUUGGAAACUAAUCUAUUAUUGUAUAGUAUUUUCAUAAAUUAAAACUCGGCCUUUAACAAUUUGUCAUUAAGAAUUUAAUUUUUUUAUGUUUACCCAAAAAUGCUGUGCAUA
Molecule: messenger RNA, 4486 nt
Organism: Cherax quadricarinatus
Lineage: Eukaryota; Metazoa; Arthropoda; Malacostraca; Decapoda; Parastacidae
Product: G2/mitotic-specific cyclin-B3-like
Biological process (GO): mitotic cell cycle phase transition; regulation of cyclin-dependent protein serine/threonine kinase activity
Cellular component (GO): cytoplasm; cyclin-dependent protein kinase holoenzyme complex; nucleus
Molecular function (GO): cyclin-dependent protein serine/threonine kinase regulator activity
Source: RefSeq, a predicted model, not a curated record